This is a messenger RNA of Eptesicus fuscus (big brown bat), 1671 nucleotides long. RefSeq names its product high mobility group 20B (gene HMG20B). Lineage: Eukaryota; Metazoa; Chordata; Mammalia; Chiroptera; Vespertilionidae. The transcript has 10 exons. The record is from RefSeq and is a predicted model, not a curated record. Bases 65 to 1018 code for a protein of 317 amino acids. Gene Ontology annotation, biological process: regulation of gene expression. Gene Ontology annotation, cellular component: nucleus.
GGGCGGUUGGUUGGCGAGGCGCCGCAGCCGAGAGGUCCGGGAAAGUUUCUUUGGAGGUGCGGCCAUGUCCCACGGCCCGAAGCAGCCCGGCGCGGCCGUCGCGCCGGCGGGCGGCAAGGCUCCUGCGCAGCAUGGGGGCUUCGUGGUGGCUGUCAAGCAAGAGCGCGGCGAGGGCCCGCGAGCCAGUGAGAAGGGGUCCCACGAGGAGGAGCCUGUGAAGAAGCGAGGGUGGCCCAAGGGAAAGAAGCGAAAGAAGAUCCUGCCAAAUGGCCCCAAAGCACCUGUCACUGGCUACGUGCGCUUCCUGAAUGAGCGGCGAGAGCAGAUCCGCACGCGCCACCCGGACCUGCCCUUCCCUGAGAUCACUAAGAUGCUGGGUGCCGAGUGGAGCAAACUGCAGCCCACAGAGAAGCAGCGGUACCUGGAUGAGGCCGAGCGGGAGAAGCAGCAGUACAUGAAGGAGCUGCGUGCUUACCAGCAGUCAGAAGCGUACAAGAUGUGCACCGAGAAGAUCCAGGAAAAGAAGAUCAAGAAAGAGGACUCGGGCUCCGGGCUCAUGAAUACCCUCUUGAAUGGACACAAGGGCGGGGACUGCGACGGCUUCUCCACCUUUGAUGUCCCCAUUUUCACUGAAGAGUUCUUGGACCAAAACAAAGCUCGGGAGGCGGAGCUGCGGCGCCUGCGGAAGAUGAACGUGGCCUUCGAGGAGCAGAAUGCGGUGCUGCAGCGGCACACCCAGAACAUGAGCAGCGCGCGCGAGCGCCUGGAGCAGGAGCUGGCGCUGGAGGAGCGGCGGACGCUGGCACUGCAGCAGCAGCUCCAGGCUGUGCGCCAGGCGCUCACCGCCAGCUUCGCCUCGCUACCCGUCCCCGGCACCGGCGAGACGCCCACACUCAGCACGCUGGACUUCUACAUGACCCAGCUUCACGGAGCCAUCGAGCGGGACCCCGCCCAGCACGAGAAGCUCGUGGUCCGCAUCAAGGAGAUCCUGGCCCAGGUCGCCAGUGAGCACCUAUGAAGGUGUUGGUCAGCUCGUGGGGAUCCAGAGAAGACCAAGCUCUGCUCGUGGCCCCCACCCCAUGGAGGAGGGAUGGGGGUCCACCUUUUGGGGCCAGGCCCAAUCCUGCACCUUGGGAGCUCAGCCCCCUAACAUUAUUCUACACCAUCCCCUAGCUUUCAACCUCCCCAGUACCCCAAAUCCAGAAAAGUCACCCAACAGGCACAACACACAUAGAACCCCAUGGCCUCAUAGAGCAUGUCAUACUACAGGGAUGUGGGAACACCACACAUGGGCAGCAUGACCCAGGACACAAGGGGACCAACAGCAACUCUCAACACUGGUGUAGGGAGGGUGACACCGGCUCCAGUGGCUCCAGGGACCUGCCCCAGGACACAGGGCAGGGAAAACCCAUACCUGACACACAGGGAGGGACUCCCCGAAGGUGCUGACCACAGUGCCCCAUGCAAGCAGGCACACUGCGGGACAUGCUCUCCUGCUUGGGUGAGAGCCUCUGCCUGUGUCCCUCGACUUCCUGCACCUCGGAAUGGAGUAACUGGUACUGAUCCCCUGCCCUCCUUCAGCUAACGGACGUCAUGAAGGUGGCCCCUUUGCCACUGCUUAAUCUGGACUUUUAAAUUAAAAAAAAAAAUAAAGUGGAAUUUGAAUUUCAA